CCGUAACGGGACCCUCCGCGUUGGAAAGGUUUUCCCUUCAGUCCCGCAAAACCGUCGCAUCUCAUUCUAGCACGCAUGCAUGACCAUGUGCCGGAUGAGCAAUCGUUCCCGAUAGUCCUCUACUGACCGACGAUGCUGCGAUUCCGGAGUUUUGUUCCUGAGAGAAGAUCGAGUUUUCUUCCGAAGGGAGUCGGAAUAGAAGUUCCGCAUGACGAUUCCGAAUUCAGGGACUCCCUCACCACCUCCCGGUAAUCUCUCGCUACUCCGAUGAUCAGAAUCAGAGCGGAUGCCUCGCCUAGCCCUUCGAUUCAGAACAUACCAGCUGUUCUCUGAUCGAACUACGUGAUGAAGGGUCAUGUGAAUGUUUAUGUUUGGAAACGGAUCAGGAAGGCCGUCAAAGACCUGGAGAUGGGUUUCGCCCCACGUAAAGUUCGUCAGCUGUUCUUCGCCGGGAUAGUCCUCUGUGUGCUGUGCACUCUCUUCCUCGUUUGCUUCCUGAGCUUUGGAAUUCUGGAGCAUCCGUACACGCAUCGCCUUGCCGUCAUCGUACCGUUCCGAGAUCGGUUUGAGGAACUCAUUGAGUUUGUGCCGCACAUUGGGAGAUUCCUGAAGGCUCAAGGCGUCGCAUAUAGGAUCAUAGUAGUGAACCAAGGAGACACUUAUCGAUUCAAUCGAGGUGCCUUGAUAAAUAUUGGCUACCAUGUCAGCAAAGCACAGUGUGAUUAUCUCGUGAUGCAUGACGUUGAUCUCCUGCCGAUGAAUAGUAAACUCAGCUACCGCUAUCCUCAGCAAGAGGAAGUGAUUCACCAUUUGGCGGCGCCCCAUCUCCAUCCCAAAUACCACUACGCGACGUUUGUGGGAGGAAUCCUCAUGAUGCGGCACGAAACCUUCGCGCGAUUGGAUGGACUCUCGAAUAAAUACUUCGGAUGGGGUCUCGAAGAUGAUGAGUUCUAUGUACGCAUCAAGGAAGCCGAAUUCACCUUGGAGCGACCCGCAGUCGACAUAGGAACCGGCAUCAACAACACCUUCAAGCAUAUGCACGAUGCCCGGCGCAGACCUCGGGACAUGGCAAGGCUUGGGAAUCAACGAGAGGAGUCGCGGAGGCGAGAUCGCGUCACCGGUCUUCACAACGUCGUGUACAGGCUCCAAUCCCAUCACAAGAUGCAAAUCGACGGAAUUUCAGCGGAUGUUUUCAACGUCUUCUUGCAUUGUGAUGUCACCCGUACUCCCUGGUGCGAGAAACCCAAGACGAAGAGGGCGCAAGCUGGAUAGAGAUGGGGAAAUAUGUUGAAGAAUUAAGGAGGAUAUGGAAUUCAGGGAAUUGGAGAGUAUCGAGAGGCAUGGACGGAAAUCGAGGAUAGCUCGCCGCACUUAUCGAGGCUACCGUCGACACCCAUCCUCGCUGUAUAUUCAUUCGCUCACACGCUGUAGCCAGGACGCUACGCCCACUGCUUAAGCUUUAGUCGUCAGAUUCUGACGAAUGGUGCGCCGGAGUCUUGAGGCGAUCGGAGGUCCUUGCCGAGCCGAGUCUCCCAGACUCUCAGGACUCCAAACACUAGUUCGUCGGCUGCGGUUUCGCUUCCUUUGCCGCGUUUUCAAUCCCGACCGUGCCCUCUAGUGCGACUCCGCUCUAUUGAACAUACUCAUACCUCUCGAACGGGUGAGCGAGUCCGAGUCAGAAAUCUUCCGUGGGACUGCCGAAUCUUCCAGUUGCCAGCGAUUAGCAUCAAGUCUUCCCAUCACGAAUGAAAGCUCCAUUCAAGAGUUUGAGUCUGAAUCUCGUCUGUCUGAUUCACUUUUGUACAUAAACUGAUCGAUAUCUGUUUUUGGAGGAUGAGU
Molecule: messenger RNA, 1839 nt
Organism: Galendromus occidentalis (western predatory mite)
Lineage: Eukaryota; Metazoa; Arthropoda; Arachnida; Mesostigmata; Phytoseiidae
Gene: beta4GalT7
Product: beta-1,4-galactosyltransferase 7
Exons: 3
Coding region: 346-1272 (308 amino acids)
Biological process (GO): carbohydrate metabolic process; proteoglycan biosynthetic process
Cellular component (GO): Golgi apparatus
Molecular function (GO): xylosylprotein 4-beta-galactosyltransferase activity
Source: RefSeq, a predicted model, not a curated record